Prorocentrum cordatum is the source of this 597-nucleotide messenger RNA. The record is from the annotation of a GenBank genome assembly. NCBI's taxonomy places the organism in Eukaryota, Dinophyceae, Prorocentrales, Prorocentraceae.
AUGAAUGGCUUGGUUGUGUCCCUUGACAAAGAAUUGAAGACAGUCAGGCGGGUAUGGGUUGUGGCGGAGAUUGGGCAGGCUCUUGAAAUGGAGAUUCCUGUUACCUACAAGGGGGAAAUCGCAUCUUGUUAUUUUGCGUGCGACAUUGAGUUCCCCAGGGUGGAAGAGUGUGAAGCUACAGAUAAGAAGGACAAGAGACGCAUCUUGAAGCAUAUCCAGGACACUGUAGGGACAAGGAAGUUCAAUGAGGACGUGUCAAAAUCCAUUUUUCAUGGUGUCCGCGUUGUGCAUAUCGGUCAUCGUAUGCAGCAGUUCGUCCACAACCAUGUUGUCGAUGUCCGUGGGAACAACGUCACGCACGUCGUGAAUGGAGGUAUCGGCAAGCGCAUUGCUGAGGCGCGAAAUAUUUGCGAGCACAAGGUAUCAAACUCUUCGCCGUCUGACCCACAUGGUUAUGCAUUGUCCAUUCAGAACUGUUUCGACAUGCUGCAGUUCCACAGGAUCGUGGCGGGGCUGUUUGACAUUGGCGUCCCUGUUACGAUCCAUGAAAUGGCCUCCCCGGCGUUCCGCUUCUUCCUCGAUGUGGAAGCUAACUAA